This is a messenger RNA of Trichoderma asperellum CBS 433.97, 825 nucleotides long. RefSeq lists its product as uncharacterized. Lineage: Eukaryota; Fungi; Ascomycota; Sordariomycetes; Hypocreales; Hypocreaceae. The record is from RefSeq and is a predicted model, not a curated record.
AUGGUCCAAAAAGCGCCGCAGGUGGUAGCAGCACCGUUAUCACCGCCACCUGUUGUCAUUGAUGGAAAUUUGGCUCUGAAAGGCAAGGUCUUCGCCAUCACCGGUGGCGCGAGCGGCAUUGGUUUGGCAACCGCCCAAGUGUUGUCAAGACGAGGAGCAACUGUUUGCAUUGCCGACGUAGAUCCGGAAGCAAUGAAGGCUGCCGAAGUCUAUUUCACUUCACUGGAAGUUCCUCACAUGGUCACAAGAGUGGACGUUUCCAAGAGUAAGGAGGUCGAUGCCUGGAUCGAGUCGAUUGUGAAAGCGCACGGCCGGCUGGACGGUGCUGCCAACGUAGCAGGGGUCAUCGGGAAAUAUCACGGCGUUUCACCAGUUUCGGAGCUCGAAGAUGACGAGUGGGACAAGAUCAUCGGUGUCAACCUUACCGGAACCAUGUACUGCAUGAGAGCUGAGCUGAGGAAUAUGAACGACCGCGGUUCCAUCGUCAAUGUUUCUUCUAUUCACGGAUUAAAGGGCUUUGCUAGACAUGGAGCCUAUGAUGCAAGCAAGCACGGCAUUGUCGGCCUCACACGAGCAGCUGCGCUCGAAAAUGGAGAGCGAGAGAUUCGCGUCAACAGCGUUGCCCCAGGUGCCAUUUACACGCCAUUGAUGCAGAAAAACUGGGAUUUUGCCGGUCGCCCAAAGGACGCUCCCUUUGAUGAUCCUACGGCUUUCCAGCGACAAGGCACAGCUGAGGAGACGGCGAAUGUGAUUGCUUUCCUGUUGGGCCCGGAGAGCACAUUUGUGAGCGGGAGUGUGUACAAGGUAGACGGAGCCUGGAUUUGA